AUGGCAAAAUGUGAAAAGGGCUAUGCUAGUGGCGUUCGAUGCUGCUUAUCUGACUUCUGCGAUUCGACCACAAGGUCAAUGGAUAUCAUUGAGAUUGCUAGACCUGAUUGGUGCCAGAAGAUCUGUAACAGAAGGCGACGAAUACCACGGCGCACACAAAUCCCUCAAACGCCAAAUGGUAUAGAGCCGAAGGAAAGUCCGAGAACGUUGGUGGACACUGAAAGCUCGGGAGGUGGAGAAAGCUUUUGCUACCGGAAACAUCCGUGCCUUAUAUCAACCGAUACGAUCGACUGGCCCUAUGACAACAACGGGUCGAGUUUACAAUACUGCGGUGCACUCCGUGUUAUUAUACUGACCAAACUUGGCCGCUGCGCAGUAAGGACGUCAAAAGACUUCCAGUGUUUGGCCGUCGAUGUCUUCGGAGCAUUGCCCGAAUCUGAUGGGAACACCGGAUCAGUAAUGCUGGAGUACAUACUCAAAGCACUCUAUAAUCGUAUCCUUAAGGUCGUGGCUCUGAUGCCCGAAGAAGCCGCCUAUCGGAAACACACAACCGCUGUUGUCCAGUCUCGACUUCAGGCAGUCUCGACGAUUCAAGAUAUUAACAAGCUCGAAGAGGCCAUAGAUUGUGGUCAAAUCGAAGAGGUGAUCGUACAGCCAUUGAUGUGGCCCGUCUCGGGGUCCCCAUCCAGGAAGACGGCAGUGACCAGCGCAGCUGAGUUUGCUGGUAAUGGCCUUCAUACUUCGCUGCCAAGUCAUUGUUUGACCGCCUCUGGCUCUCUUCCACCCUUCACAUGGUUGGGCGAAAAGAGCCCUUCGAGGAAGUCGGUCGACUGGCAUACGCAGCACGUGGCCAAGCCAACGCAACCUGUGCAGUGUGAUCAAUUCAUCUAUCGAGGUAGCACUUUACACUUUGCUGGUGUGAAGCGCAUACCAAACCGCGAGGCAGAAUUACUUAGAUUAUUUAGUAUUGUUUGCAAAGCCACUGGGUCAGAUCCUAGAAGAGCUAUGUCGUCUGCGUACUCGAUGUCUGUGAGCGGAGGCCCAGGGAGCACCUCGACCCCACAGGCAUUAGAGGCUGGUAGUGAGUCUUCCAUGAUCGUAUCAAUGACGAAGUUAAAGAGGAAAGGUGAAAGAGGACAACCCUGUCGGACGCCAUUUGAUGUGGUAGCUCAGUGGUUAGGGUGGGAACCUAAGGACCGUAAGGUCCGUGGUUUUGAUCCAAUCUCGGAAUUCCGGCCGCUCCUGUCUAGGCUUGGACAACUUCAGAGUACCUCGGUUCUCGAGAUUUCUUUGGAUGGCGUGGCAGCUAGGCACCGAAAGAGUGCUUCCGCCACGCCCCUUACAAUCCAGGGAGAGGUACUGGAAGUUGUGGAGCGUUUUACGUACCUUGGAAGUUGUAUUAGUUCUGAUUGCAGUGUGACAGAUGAGGUGAAUGCACGAAUCUGCGAGGCUCGGGCCGCGUUUGCUAACUUGCGACACCUAUGGCGUCAGAAUGGUUUAUCUCUGAAUCUGAAGGGACGUGUGUAUCAAGCUACAGUACGGGCUGUUUUGUUGUAUGGCUGUGAGACUUGGCCUAUUCGAGCAGCGGACCUGAGACGUCUUCAGGUUUUCGACAAUCGUUGUCUCAGAACCAUAACUCGUUUGGGUUGGUGUCAGCGAAUCCGUAACGAGGUAGUUAGAAAGCGUGUUUUCGGUUGUGUAACGGGUACUUCCAUUGAAGAAUGUGUCCAGCACCAGAAGCUGCGUUGGUUGGGACAUGUUUUACGCAUGCCGAACCAUCGUUUGCCGAAGAGAGUACUGUUUUCCAUGCCCAAUUCGGAGUGGCGUAAACAGAGAGGUGGCCAACCCAUGACCUGGCAGAGGAGUAUGAAGGAGAUCACGAAACGCUUGGGUGCUGUCGGUGCUACUCGCCUUCCAGGAUGGGGACCGCGUGAUCCUCGCUGUGCCUGGUUAGAGACACUACAAGAUAUGGCUGCCAACCGAUGUCAGUGGCGUUCUUGUUGUCAGUUUCUGUCCAGAUUGCCUGAGCUUUUAAAUAAGUCAUGGCUGUACGGCAGUGAAGCAUUGGUGUUGAGCACUGAUGUCAUGCUGUCGUUGAUGAUGAUGAUGAUAUGGGAGAUUCAACUGAAUCCCCUCCAGAGGCGCGAGCUUACUAACCGGAAGUUAGUUGCUUGUAAACCAACCUCUGCAUUUCGACUGCUUCUGUCUAAAAUUUGGCAGCCUAGCAAUAUCUCAGCCCGCAUGCUUCUUGUGGGUGGUAUGGCGUUUAUGCACCGAAAUGGUGUUACAGCUGAACGAUAA
Opisthorchis viverrini is the source of this 2301-nucleotide messenger RNA. RefSeq lists its product as hypothetical. The transcript has 10 exons. The record is from RefSeq and is a predicted model, not a curated record. NCBI's taxonomy places the organism in Eukaryota, Metazoa, Platyhelminthes, Trematoda, Opisthorchiida, Opisthorchiidae. Bases 1 to 2301 code for a protein of 766 amino acids. Gene Ontology annotation, biological process: respiratory electron transport chain.